Messenger RNA from Scylla paramamosain (green mud crab), 7724 nucleotides. It is a transcript of the gene Kdm3, whose product is annotated as lysine-specific demethylase 3A-A-like. The record is from RefSeq and is a predicted model, not a curated record. Gene Ontology annotation, biological process: regulation of transcription by RNA polymerase II. Gene Ontology annotation, molecular function: histone H3K9 demethylase activity; transcription coregulator activity; chromatin DNA binding. The transcript is spliced from 9 exons. Bases 141 to 6110 code for a protein of 1989 amino acids. Gene Ontology annotation, cellular component: histone deacetylase complex; chromatin. NCBI's taxonomy places the organism in Eukaryota, Metazoa, Arthropoda, Malacostraca, Decapoda, Portunidae.
GUGCGCGGCCCCGGUCUGCCCGACCCCGGCCACCAUGACGGGGCGGCGCCCCCCUCUCCCACCACCAUCACCACCAUCAGGUCCAUCAACAGCAGCAGCAGCAGCAGCAGCAGCAGCACGCGGCCGCCACGCCCGCCAGGAUGGACCACUGUGACGGCUCCAGCGACUCGGGCGUGAGCGUCACCGAGCGCUCUGUGUCCCGCUCCUCCGUGCUCAGCGAUGACCGCUCCUCCUCGGCGGAGGUGAAGCCCAACACGCCCACGCCCGCCGCCCAGCCCAAGGGUACCCUCUUUGUGGACCGCAAAGAGCCCGUGCGUGUGUGGCGCGACCCGUCCGUGCUGUCCCAGUCCGAGCAGGCGGUGCGUCACAUCCACUCCGUGCAGCACACCAGCAUGUCGCAACACUUCCCCCCACACCUCGCCGCCCCGCCCCCCGCGGCGCCCACCGCCGCUGCCGCCGCCGUCGCCGCCGCCGCCCACGGCCCGCCCCACCACGGCCCCCACUCCCAGCCGCCCGUAUCCAUGGGGCACGGCAUGCCGCCCACCCUCCCCUAUCCCGCCCACCCCGCCGCCGCCGGCGCGGGCGUGCCGCCCCCGCUGCACCUGCCUCCGGGGCUGCAGCAGCCCCUGGGGAGCCUGUACCCCUCCAUCCCCCACGAAAUGUGGAAGCAGCUGGCGCCUGUGCCCACCCUGCCGCCCCACGCCUACGCCGGCAUCCUCCACCAGGAGGAGCUGAUGCACCUGGAGAGGGCCAGGGAGCGCGCCGACCAGGAGAGGCUGCUCAGGGAGAGGAGAGAGGCGGAGAAGGAAAGAAUACACAAGGAAAAGAUGGAGCGAAGUGAGAAGGAGAGAAGAGAAAGGGAAGAACGAGAGAGGAGAGAAAAAGAAAGGAGAGAAAGAGAAGAGAAGGAAAGACAACAGUUUCAAGUUGAUCAGCACUUCAAUAAGUCUUUCCUACUUGCCCAGCAGAAGCAUGGAGGAGGAGGACCCACGGACAGUGUUGGGGGCACCACCACCACCACAACCUUAGCAGCCGACCAUCUUGGCCAAACCUAUUACCUCAGUGGCCUCAGCAACCACCACCACCACCACCACAACCACUAUCCCUCCAACCACCAUCACAACCCACCACCACAACAUCAGCAACAUCAGCAACAACAACAACAACAACAACAUGCACCACCACCAACUUCUCAACAACAACAGCAACAACAACAACAACAACAACAACAACAACAACAACAACACCACAACCACCACCAUCAAAAUCACCACCACCAUCACAACCAUUUACUCCUCAUAUCCCAGCAACAACAACAACAACAACAACAACAACAACAACAACAACAAUCUCACAAUAAAUCAUAUCAAGUCCCCAGCCAUUCCCAGAAGGUGGGUGGAGGAUGGAGCCAGCUGGGUGGCCUGAAGGAGCGCCUCGACCCCAUGGAGGAGAGGCAGCUGAUGGAGGACCGGCAGCGGCAGGAGGAGGCCGCCGUCCGCCGUGCACAGGAGCCGGAGAAGAUGGUCCAGGAGAGCAUCUACAGGUUUUUUCGCGACUCUGACCGCCGUGAGCCGUCCGUGAAGAGCCGCUACCCCCCGCCGGCACACUCCAGCAAGCCGCCGCAGCCGCCGCCGGACAAGCCAGUGGCGGCAGCGCCGCUGCCCAAGCUGGCGGAGCCAAGCUUCAGCCUGAUGGGCUACAUGCCGGGCUACCUCAAGGAGCCGCCGCCGCCCCAGGCCGCCAAGAUGCAUGACCGCAGCCCCUAUGGCAGUGGCGGUGGGGGCGGCAGCAGCGGCGGCUACCACGACCACCGGGAGAAGACGUCCGUCAUCAUCCAGCCGGAGGCAAAGUAUGACAAGGGGCCGCCGCCCGCCAUGGCCCUCAGCCCCAAGCAUCGGCCCCCGGAGCGCACUAGCCCCUUCCCUCCCUCCUCAGCGUACAAACCCCACGACCCUGCCCCUGCCCCCUCCGUGCCCCACACGGCCUCUUCCGCCGCCACGCUGCACCGCAGUGUGCCCGGCCACCACCCUUCCCCCUUGCCCCAUGGGGUAGAACUGGCUAAGGCCCGCCCGCCGUCCUCGCCCCACCCGGCCACCGUGCCUGGCCACCCUGACCGCUACUACACGGCUGGGGCCAGCCGACCAACCCCCACCACCUACACCUCCAGCCUGAUCACGGCCGGCCUGGUGCCCAACCCCAUCCAUGUGUCCUCGGUGGCCGCCAAGGCCAAGGUGGGUUCCCCACCACCGCAGAUGUAUGGCAAGCCGGGCAUCACCACGGGCACCCCGGUGUGCCGGCCGGACACCCGCCCCGCCCAGCCCGUGCCCCUCACCAGCAAGGCCCCCACGCCUGGGCCCCCGCCUGCACAUUCUGGCCGGCCCGCCCAUGCUGAGAGCCGGCCGCCACCAAUGCCGCCACAUGAACAGCGGCCAUACGAUGCCCGCAUCUACCCCCCUCCGGCCCCCUCGCCCCACCACAAGCACGUGGUGGCCCCGGGGCCACCAGCAGCCCGCCUGCCUCCCACCACCUCACCCCACCUGCCACCCCACCCUUCCCUGGCUCCCCAGCCCACCCAGACACAACCGCUGGACCUCAACACGCGGGAGGACGCAGCCUCGCCAGCCAAGCGCCGCACAGCCACACCGUCACCGCAGGACACCAAGAAGGCGCGCUACGACCCCAGCGUGGCGCCGCCCAGCCAGCCACCGCUGCUGUCCCGGGUGUCGGAGCCCAGCCCGCUGUACCCUGCAGCUGCCACCACCAUCACCACCGUCGAGAACCCCGUGGCCCUGGCCGACAGCCUGCCCCGCGUGGGCAGCCCUGUGUCCCGUCCGCCCAGCCGGCCGCCCGCCGUGGGCACCCCCACCGCCACGCCACCACAGCCAACCCGCGCUGAGAACUCCUCCCCGCCAGGCGGCCGCAGCGCCACCGAGCCUGAGAAGAGUGUGAGUCCCGGGCCGGUGGGCGGCUAUGUCCACAAGCUCAAGAAGGCGUGGCUGCAGCGGCACGAGAAUGCCGCCGAGCCCUUGGCCACGCCGCCCUCCUCAGGGCCCAGCCUGGCUGCCAGGGUGUCCACGCCACCUCCUACCACGCCAUCCUCCAGCCCACCUGCCAAGGCCUCCCCGGCUGCUGCCGCCUCCGCCAAGAUGGACGCCAACAAGCCUGGCCAACGCAAACCUAAGCCGCCCAACAACAUCCCCAACGGCCACAGCCAGGAGGCCGCCGCUGGGGGUCGGGAGGAGUCCACCUCCAGCGACUCUGAGAGCGGGGCAGCACUGGGCCCGGCUGGCAUGCGGAACAAGCGGGGCAAGGCCAAACGCAAGAUAAAGAAGAUCAAGCGUGGCAGUGGCAGCGGCGGUGGCGGCAGCGACACCAACAGUGACAGUGACAAGGACAGUGAUGGCAGUGAGACGGCUGCCACCAAGGGUGGCGGCCGCCUGACCUCCAAGCCCGACGUGGAGCCCAAGAAGCGUGGCCGCAAGCCUAAGACCAAGCAGGAAAAGGAGCGUGAAGACAGCGGACCCAAGGCCAAGAAGAUCAGGGAGGAUGCCCCCCCGGGGGACCCCCUGCAGAAGCCCCCCGUGGCUCAGCUCAAAAAGACCGGUGAGAGUUUCCUGCAGGACGGCUCCUGCUACGAGGUGGCUCCUAAGCUGCCCAAGUGCCGCGAGUGCCGUUGGACACCGCACCAGCGCAACAAGAAGAUGCCCAACAUAUUCUGCCGCUUCUACGCCUUCCGCCGCCUCCGCUACACCAAGAAUGGACAGCUGGCCGUGGCGGGGUUCUCCGACCCCAUCAAGGAUGCCUUCGGGGACGACCUCAAGCUGUGGCUGCCGGACGUGGACAACACGCCCUCGGACCUUGAUGUGGACAUCAGCAAGUUUCUCCUGACGCACGUUGGGGACCAGUUCUGUGACCUGGUGGAGCAGGAGAAGGAGGCCAUGGCGCUGCACAUGGGUGAUGACUCGGUGGUGGCGUGGAAGCGCGUGGUGCAGGGUGUGCGGGAGAUGUGCGACGUGUGUGAGACAACGCUGUUCAACAUCCACUGGGCGUGCAGUAAGUGUGGCUUUGUGGUGUGCAUCGACUGCUACAAGGGACGCAAGAAUGGCACGGUGAAGGUCUGGGACGAGGGUGGCAAGGACCGGGACGAGUACUCCUGGCUGCUGUGUGCUUCCCGCCUCCCUCACGAGCAGGACAAACUCAUGCUCACUCAGAUCAUCUCUGGCAAUGCUCUCCUGGAUCUGGGGAGGAAGGUGCAUCUAGGGAGGCACCAGUGGAGCAUCCCGCAGUACUGUGAGUGUCCCGAGGCCAAGCGGUACAAGGACCAGGCGCUGCAGGACGACAAAAAGAAGGUGAAUGGGGUAAACAAGGAGCUGCUCAAGACAUUUAAGAAGGAACCCAAGGUGGAGUUAGUGAACGGUGCUGUCAAGACGGAGAAGGUCAACGGCAAGGAGGAGGAGGAAAUGUCCAAUUCUCCACUUAACUUCUUUGCCGACGUGGCGCUGUCCAAUGACAAGCGGGAGAGUGAGAGUUCAGACUCAGACUCUGACUCAGACUCAGAUGAGAAGGAGGGUAACUUCUCGACACUGCGGAAGCUCCUCAUUCAGCCCAAUGGCAACACCAAGGAGGAGCCGGCCAACGCAGCAGCGGCAGCAGCGGCGGCAGCGGGUGCUCGGCCGGCCAAGGAGAGCAGCAAAAAGCGGCCAAAGCUUGACACGGUGGAUGAAGUGAUCUCGUCCGUGAUCGACCACAGCUCAGACAAGGACGAUUCCAAGGACAACAAUCAAGUCGUGCUCAAACACUUCAUCAGAAAGUACAACUACGGCCCGCGUGGCCGCGACCCGCUGCCUAUCCGCAUCAUGACCAAGACGGAGAGCAACCUGCUGUACCCUGGUGUGGCCCACUCGUGGCUGUGCGAUGGCAAGCUGCUGCGGCUGCUGGAGCCGCUGGCCCCGGCCAACACACCACUCUUCCAGGACAUGUGGAAGCGCGGCCAGCCUGUCAUCGUGUCUGGCGUCGGCCAGAAGCUCAAUGCCGACCUGUGGACGCCGCAUUCGUUCUCUAAGGACUAUGGGGACAUCAAGAACGACCUCAUCAACUGCCUGACAGGGAACAUCGUGCCCAACCAGCCCAUGCGCAAGUUCUGGGAUGGGUUUGAGAACUACGGCAAGCGGCUGAAGGACGAGAAGGGGCAGCCCAUGGUGCUCAAGCUGAAGGACUGGCCUCCCGGGGACGACUUCGCCGAGAUGCUGCCGUCCAGGUUUGAGGACCUGAUGAACGUCCUGCCGAUGGGCGAGUACACGCGGCGCAAUGGCCGCCUCAACCUGGCCGGCCGCCUGCCAGAGUGCUUCGUGCGGCCCGACCUCGGACCAAAGAUGUACAUCGCCUACGGCUCCGCCAUCCACCCCAACCGAGCCUCCACCAAUCUCCACCUGGACAUCUCAGACGCCGUCAACGUGAUGUGCUACGUUGGCGUGCCCAAGGAUGCCGACUACCAGGAGCACGUCAAGGAGGUAUUCAAGGCCAUAGACGAGGCGGGGUGCGACAUCUUGACUCGGCGCCGCGUGAGAGAGAAGGAGGAGGUGCCAGGAGCUCUGUGGCACAUCUACCACGCCCGGGACUCUGACAAGAUAAGAGAUUUGCUCAACAAGGUGGCCAUUGAACGUGGGGACAAGCUGGAGCCACACCAUGACCCCAUCCACGACCAGGCCUGGUACCUUGACGGCCCUCUGAGGGAACGCCUGUACAAGGAGUAUGGUGUGGAGGGGUAUGCCAUCAUCCAGUGUCUGGGCGAUGCUGUCUUCAUUCCUGCCGGCGCGCCUCACCAGGUGCGUAAUCUCCACAACUGCGUCAAGGUGGCCGAGGACUUUGUGUCGCCGGAGAACGUGUCAUACUGCUUCCACCUGACGCAGGAGUUCCGGCAUCUGAGCGACACCCACACCAACCACGAGGACAAACUCCAGAUCAAGAACAUCAUUUACCACGCCAUGAAGGACUCCAUGGCGUGCCUAAUGUCCGUCAGCAAAGAGGCUCAAGUGAAGGAGGAGGAAAGUGACUCCCCGUCGCCGCCCGCCACCACCACAGACAAGAAAGUGAGCGAAACAGACUCAUGAAAGUGACUUGAGUGACUAGUGAGUGCGGUCAAGGCGGCAGCAGCGGCGGUUGUGUCGUGCACUGCGUUCGCUGAAUUUUUUUUACGGUGUUGUUCAUAUUUUUUUUCUAACUUAAUUCCAAGUCCUCCACACGGCCGGGUUGUGGAGAGAGUGAUCGAGUGAGUGAGAAGUGAGACAAACAGACAGAUGGACAGAUGUAUGUAAGCAUUAGUGGCGGUGCCCGGCGGUGCCCAGCCCGCCACACCCACCCCGUGUUCCACCCAGCGACACUCGCCAGUGAUCCCACUCUGCUCAUGAACGCUGCUGUUCUGAUACUGAAAAGAAAUGUUUCCUAAUUUCAAGUGCAAAUAAACUAUUCCACUUUGAAUUGUAAGAGACAGAGACAGUGAGUGGUGUCAGAAUUGUAAGUGAACAUUGUGUACACACACAUCAACACAUCACACACAUUAAACAAGAGUCCAUUACCUACAUUUUUGAUGUUUAUUAACAAAGACAGAUAAGUUAAGUAGAAGACUACGUACGUACGAUGGCGGUGUUAUAAUUUAUUAAUCCUAUACGAUGUACUAAUCACAGUGGACCUAACUCUUAAGAAGAUUAAUAUCUGUAUCUAUGGUGUACUUAAAACAUGCCAGCGAUGCAACAGACUGCAGCCAACCGCGGCCACACAGCCGCGCCGGCCCGGCCAGCCAUGACACCAGCGGCAGCGGCGGCAGCGUCUUGGCGGCGACGCCCGGCUGCUGUCGGGUGUUCCUGGCGGCAGUGGCGGCGGCGCGGCAUCGGGUGGCAAUGUAAGGAGGAGAGAGAAGAGAGAGAGAAACCACUGCCUAUUUCAAAGCUCUCCCUUCCAAGCUAUUUCUUUGAUGAAUAAACUCGUGUUGUCUCUAGCAAUCUCUGUAUUGUCUUGCACACAAACACACGUACGAAUUUUACAAGUAAGGCUGGCCUGGGCCUGCCCUCGGGCGGGGUGCAGCAGCCACGGCCCGGGUCAGCGGAGGGCGUGAGGGGGGGACGACCCAGCCCACCACAACGACCCUCAGCUCCCUGACCCUCCCUCCCCUCCCUCUCUGGGCCACACGCAGCCAUGUCAUUAUUUUUGUUCAUUUUGUACAUUGAUCUCAUUGUUGGUGUAAAUGUGCGUAGUGUUGAGGGAUGGAUGUUAACUGGUAGGAUGACGACGGCGUGGCGACAGGCGUGGCGGCGGCGUCUCGCCUCGUCCCGCGUCGUCGUGUUGUUAUCCUCGUUUUACCACGGCAAAAAACUAAAAAAGUCAUCUGUGUUGACCAUUAAAGGAGGAAAGACAGAAAAUGAUUUUUUAGAAGACAGUUGAAAUUGUCGGAUGAACACAAGUGAUACGUAUGAAAAAAAUAAGGGCAUCUUGUUGCCGCUGACUGACUCCUUUGUAUUUAAAAAAACCACUGCAAAAAAAAACAUGAAAGGUAAUUUAUUUGCUUGUAAAAUGUCGGGCGGAUAUAGAGGUGUACAUUGUGUAGGCUUGUAGAGAGACCCAGAGCCUCGCCCACACGGCCGCCGCAGGCACAGUGCGGCAAGUGACUACGUUUUUGUACUGUCGAUAUGUAAAACACCACAAUUUGAAUAGUAAAAAUGACGCCAUAA